AUGGUUUACGUCGGUAUUCCGAAGAACUACACGCAGUCCCCGUCGUCGUUCGCGGGGACUCCGUCUCUGACUAUCAAUUACGAGGCCACCCAGGACCUCGAUUCGAGCAAUGCCUUUGAAGGCCCUGAGAAAUUGCUCGAGGUGUGGUUUGCGCCAUCGGCCAGUGAGCUUGGCACUGCCGGCCCCGAAGGCUUGAAGAAGGUGCCGGGCGAGAUUUGGAAGGAUAUGCUGGACCUGGUCAACUGCCAAGUCCUGUCCGUUGUCUCCUCCGAGGAUGUGGACGCUUACCUGCUGUCCGAAUCCAGCAUGUUCGUUUGGCCCCACAAGCUGAUCCUCAAGACCUGUGGCACCACGACUCUUCUGUCGGGUCUUCCCCGCAUCCUGGAAAUUGCCGCUCUUUUCGCGGGCUUCCCUCGCGCGACGGCUCCGCCAUCGCGCGGUAUUUCCGUCGCCGCCGCGCCUUACCGCGUCUUCUACAGCCGCAAGAACUACCUGUUCCCAGACCGUCAACGCGGGCCCCACCGAAGCUGGCGCGAUGAAGUGCGUAACAUGGACAAGCUGUUCCAGAACGGAAGUGCCUACAUGAUUGGCAAGAUGAAUGGCGAGCAUUGGUAUCUGUACUUGACCGAGCCUCACACCUUGCUCACCCCCCCAGCUACUCCCAAGGAGGAAGAUGGUGAGGGCGGCUUCACCGAGACUGAGACCAAGGUCCUCAGCUUCCCCCGAUCUGCUCCCAUCGCUGACUGCGACGAGCACGAUGAGACCCUCGAGGUCCUGAUGACCGACCUGGACGAGGAGAAUGCGAAGCAGUUUUACCUGGAUCACGCUACAGCCGUGGCUCAGAAGCGUCACCGCAAGUCCAAUGUCGAUGACGAGCACCUUGACGUGUUCGACAAUGGCUCUGACCCCGAGGAUCCUGAUGCAGAUGCUUUGCCUGCCGAGCUGACCACCGAAGGGCACGCUCUGGGCACCGUGGUGUCGGAUGCCUGCGGUCUGUCCGACGUCUAUCCGAAGAGCAAGUUCCCCGACGCUCGCAUCGAUGCCUACUUGUUCACUCCUUGCGGAUUCUCGGCCAACGGUGUGGUGCCUGCUCCGGACGGCAAUGCUCCCACCCACUACUUUACCGUGCACGUGACCCCGGAGCCGCAGUGCUCAUACGCGUCCUUCGAGACCAACGUCCCGCACUCGCAGAAUGGCAAGACCACCGCCGACAUCAUCCAGCAGGUCGUUGACAUCUUCAAGCCUGGCCGCUUCAGCAUCACUCUGUUUGAGACCAAGCCUUCUGUCGAAGACCUGGGUAACGAUGCAACGAGCUUCAACGAGCUUCAUGCCCAGCGUCAGGCCAUGCGACGUAACCCCAAGAUGGAGCAAAUCGAGGGUUACCGCCGCGUGGAUCGUAUUGUUCACGACCUGAACGGAUACGAUCUGGUCUUCCGCUACUACGAGCGCGACGACUGGAAGGGUGGCGCCCCUCGUCUUGGAGAGAAGUUCUAG
This is a messenger RNA of Penicillium oxalicum, 1494 nucleotides long. RefSeq names its product adenosylmethionine decarboxylase SPE2. Gene Ontology annotation, cellular component: cytosol. Bases 1 to 1494 code for a protein of 497 amino acids. The transcript is spliced from 2 exons. Gene Ontology annotation, molecular function: adenosylmethionine decarboxylase activity. Lineage: Eukaryota; Fungi; Ascomycota; Eurotiomycetes; Eurotiales; Aspergillaceae. The record is from RefSeq and is a predicted model, not a curated record. Gene Ontology annotation, biological process: spermine biosynthetic process; spermidine biosynthetic process.